AAUAAAGUUCACUUAUUUUAAUUUUUUUUAUUUUUUGUUGUUGUUGUUGUUGUUGUUGUUGUCAUAAUAGCGGGCAUGUUGUCACAAUGGGAAACUGGCAUAUUCUGUUUUUAGAGAAAUUUAAAAAGCAAAUAAAUAAAUAAAAUUAUAAAAAACAAACCAAACCAUGAAUAAUCAAAAAUAUGAAAAGCAAAAACAAAAACAACUGCAUUAAACAUUUCUUUUUCUAAAAACAAAUUGUAUUUAAACAUUUAAAACAUGACAACAUGCACCAACAUAAAAAAAAAAAAAAAUUAUAUAUAUAAAAUUAUGACAAUUAUGAAAAAUGCACUUUCCUGAAAGUAUGCAGUGUGGUUUCAAAAAAUUACAUUCACUUGUUUAACUAACAGCUAACAGCUGUUAUUUUUAAAAAUGUUAUUGAAAAAUUAAAAAGAGUAGCAGCUGCAUUAGCAAAGUAGAUAUAUAGCCUAUAUUUGAAUCCGAAAAGUAAGCCUCGACUAACUGCCAGUUGGUCACACUUAAGACAGUUUAUGCAACUGGCCACGGAUAAUACUAAUUUUGAACUAGCUCACAAAACUCCUGCUAGAGAAACAAGCAUUUGUGUAAAUUAUUAUUAUUAUUUUUUUACUCAAAACCUUAUAGCCGUUAUGACAAUUUCCCCAUGUGACAAAGCUCCUCUAUAACAGGCUACUUCAAAACACCAUUCAGUGCAUCAAUUCAUAAAUCAUUAAAAAUUAAAUAAAGUUUAAUAUACUGCAAACUUUUAUACUGCAGAAAAUACAUUUUCACACUCUAUUGAACCGUUCAGAGCACCGCAUCACAGGGAUCACCGCUGUCUGUGAUGCGUAAAAGCGCACGCCAUCCAAUCCAUUGACACUUGGCUCUAUAAAAACGCAGCGAGCUGUCAGUGCGCGUGAAGAAAAGCACAGACAACAGAAUUGUCCGAAAAACAUUAUUAAAAUGAGGAUAAAUAAACACCCCUCAUAGUUCGAUAUAUUUACAUCGAUUUAAGAUCCCAUGGUCUUAAAUAUCACCGUUGCAAUGCGCGCGCAAAGACUUUGUCUACGGAAAACUAUGAUGACAAUGUCAGAGAGUGGAGACAGGAGAAGUUGGAAUGGUAAGAUUCAGGAAUGAGUGACUCGAACAGGAUGGAAGAAUUACACUGAAAAACAGCAAUGCAGAAGACUCCAGAGAUGCAAGACGAGCGCACAGAGUACGCGUCUGGAAGUCUCCCGUUAAGUGAAUACAACGCGAGCUUCGUGGUCAACAGGACCAAUCUCUCGUGGAGUGACUUUCAGGAUCUAGCCGACUUGGAUAAACCCGAUUUUAUGGGAGACGGAUCUGCGGUCCUAAGAAUAAUGAUCUCCAUCAUUUACUCGGUUGUGUGCGCACUGGGUUUAAUCGGAAACAUCCUCGUCCUCUAUCUCAUGAAAUCCAAACAAGCAUGGAAGAAGUCUUGCAUCAACCUCUUUGUGACCAGUUUGGCGGUCACUGACUUUCAGUUUGUUUUGACACUUCCCUUUUGGGCUGUGGAGAACGCCAUGGAUUUCACUUGGCUGUUUGGGAAGGCGAUGUGUAAGAUAGUGUCUUAUGUCACGGCUACGAACAUGUACGCCAGCGUGUUUUUCCUCACGGCUAUGAGCGUGGCGAGAUACUGCUCCGUGGCUUCGGCGUUAAAAAGUAGGAGGCGCCGGUUGCGUUUCUCCGCGCAGUGGAUGACUGUCAUCAUCUGGAUAGCAGCGGUCGGUGCCGCUCUGCCAAAUGCGAUAUUUUCAACGACCGCCACCGUAUCUAACGAGGAACUGUGUCUGGUGAAAUUUCCAGACCGGAGCGGAGACGCGCAGUUUUGGCUGGGUUUAUACCACGCGCAAAAAGUACUUCUGGGGUUCCUCAUUCCGUUUGGAAUAAUCACGAUCUGUUACCUGCUUCUUUUGCGCUUCAUUACUAACAAAAAUGUGAACACCUCAAGCGCUAAGAGAAGAUCCAAAGUGACCAAAUCUGUGACUAUCGUCGUUUUGUCUUUUUUCAUGUGCUGGCUGCCGAAUCAGGCGUUAACAGCGUGGGGUAUCUUAAUAAAACUCAAUGUAGUGCACUUCAGUUACGAGUAUUACACCACACAGGUGUAUAUCUUUCCAGUCACCGUCUGUUUGGCACAUUCAAACAGCUGUCUCAAUCCCAUUCUGUACUGUUUGAUGAGAAGGGAAUUCAGAAAGGCGUUGAAAAAGCUAUUUUGGCAAAUUACAUCGCCUUCUGUGACGAACAUGAGACCGUUUACCGCCUCCACGAAGCCAGAGCAGGAUGAACACGGUCCCGCGCUGGUUCCGCUCAGUCCCGCGGAGCCCGCGCUUAUUUUCUAUCCUCCGGGUGCCGUCAUGUAUAACGGAAGAAACGACCUUCUGCCUAACAGCACUUAACGAGAAGUUAUGCUGAAUAAGUUUUCAGACUCAAACAAAAUAGCUAAUUAGCUUAGCCUACGGCUCUCUGCCAACUAACGUUAACUAAGCUAAACGAGUUAACCAGCGCGCAGAACCGCAGACUAAAAGCCGUUCUGGAAUACCUUUUAGAAGUGGAUGGGAACCUCUCCAAUUCAAAACAUUCCUUAAUUACACGGCUCUAAAUCCAAUCCGAGUUUUACAUUCAACGCUCCACUCUCACUAGUGAGAGAAACCGUUUCCAAGCGUUGUUCAAGUUCCACUCCGCAUUGCUCAUUAUUCUGGAGCUGUGAAAACAAUCAAAUUAAAGCGAAAAGGUGUUAUAAUUCUUUAUAGCCUAUCCACAGAGCACAAUAUGUGGAUCUAUAUACUUUAAUGUAUCAGAUGGUUUACAAAGAAAUAUAAAUUUGUGUUUUUCACAAUGAAUGUGUCAACAAUACCUGAUAUUUAUUCACCUAAUUAACAGUAUAGUACAAAUGUGUAUUUUUGGAUAAUCAUUACCCUAAGAAACCAUUAACCUGCUGAUAAGCAUCUUGCAUCAGGUUGAAUUUGCUGGUAAGAUAAAAAAAAUAAAAUAAAAAAAAAUCCUCAAAACAAACAUCCAUUACCAGACAAUAUACUAGCCUGAACAGGUUUGGAGCCUGCUGCAAACUAUCUUAGGCUUGUUGAUGUUUUUUCAUCACAGUAAAGAUCAAGUGAAUCAUUAAGAUGCUGUGUUAUCAUUAUAGGUCUACAUGUGAACUUGUGACAGUUAUUUGUAAAUUUGGUCAGUUAUUUGCAUAUGAUUUUAUUGAUUUGUCCAACUUUGUCGUCAGAUUAAAAAAUAACACCACAUGCUGUCAAGAUGUCGGUCCUAAUUAAAUCUAUAAAAAGGCAUAAAUAAAAUUAAUACAAGCUGAAACAGUUUACAUCUGAGGUACAACUCUCUGCCAACAGUUUAUUGAUUAUGAACGAAAUAAAGUCAAAUGAUCAUC
Molecule: messenger RNA, 3406 nt
Organism: Megalobrama amblycephala (Wuchang bream)
Lineage: Eukaryota; Metazoa; Chordata; Actinopteri; Cypriniformes; Xenocyprididae
Gene: rxfp3
Product: relaxin family peptide receptor 3
Exons: 1
Coding region: 1176-2414 (412 amino acids)
Biological process (GO): G protein-coupled receptor signaling pathway; immune response
Cellular component (GO): membrane
Molecular function (GO): G protein-coupled receptor activity
Source: RefSeq, a predicted model, not a curated record